AUGAAGUUUUUAUUGGCAGUGGCCUUUUUUAUUUUAAUUUCCUUGUGUAUUGAAGAAGCCUACUCAAAAGAAAAGUCUUCAAAGAAAGGGAAGGGGAAAAAGAAGCAGUACCUAUGUCCAUCGCAACAGUCAGCAGAGGACUUAGCCCGAGUACCCGCCAACUCCACCAGCAAUAUCUUGAACAGGCUGCUGGUCAGUUAUGAUCCCAGGAUAAGACCAAAUUUCAAAGGCAUUCCUGUUGAUGUAGUAGUCAACAUUUUUAUCAACAGCUUUGGAUCUAUUCAAGAGACAACAAUGGAUUAUAGAGUCAACAUCUUCCUGAGGCAAAAAUGGAACGAUCCCAGGUUGAAGCUCCCUAGUGAUUUCCGGGGCUCAGAUGCCCUGACCGUGGACCCCACAAUGUACAAAUGUCUGUGGAAACCUGAUUUAUUUUUUGCAAAUGAAAAAAGUGCCAAUUUUCAUGAUGUCACCCAGGAAAACAUACUUCUCUUCAUUUUUCGAGAUGGAGAUGUCCUUGUCAGUAUGAGGUUAUCUAUUACUCUUUCCUGCCCUUUGGACUUGACCUUGUUUCCCAUGGAUACACAGCGUUGCAAGAUGCAACUUGAGAGCUUUGGUUACACAACUGAUGACUUAAGAUUUAUCUGGCAGUCGGGGGAUCCUGUCCAGUUAGAAAAAAUUGCCUUGCCUCAAUUUGAUAUUAAAAAGGAAGAUAUUGAAUAUGGUAACUGCACAAAAUACUAUAAAGGCACUGGGUACUACACGUGCGUGGAAGUCAUCUUCACCCUGAGGAGGCAGGUGGGCUUCUACAUGAUGGGCGUCUAUGCCCCGACCCUGCUCAUCGUGGUUCUUUCCUGGCUUUCCUUCUGGAUCAACCCCGAUGCCAGUGCUGCCAGAGUGCCCCUGGGAAUCUUCUCAGUACUGAGCUUGGCCUCUGAGUGCACAACCCUGGCUGCAGAACUUCCCAAGGUAUCCUACGUGAAGGCGCUGGACGUGUGGCUCAUCGCAUGUCUCCUCUUUGGGUUUGCGUCCCUGGUGGAGUAUGCAGUCGUCCAGGUGAUGCUCAAUAACCCCAAGCGAGUUGAAGCAGAAAAAGCCAGAAUUGCCAAGGCUGAGCAAGCAGAUGGGAAGGGGGGAAACAUGGCUAAAAAGAGCACUGUGAAUGGCGCAGGCACACCUGUUCACAUCAGCACCUUGCAGGUUGGUGAGACCAGAUGCAAAAAGGUUUGUACGUCCAAGUCUGAUCUGAGAUCUAACGACUUCAGCAUCGUGGGAAGCUUACCGAGAGAUUUUGAAUUGUCCAAUUAUGACUGCUAUGGAAAACCCAUUGAGGUCAACAACGGACUUGGGAAGUCUCAGGCCAAGAACAACAAGAAGCCGCCUCCUGCCAAACCCAUUAUUCCGACAGCAGCAAAGAGAAUCGAUCUUUACGCGAGAGCCUUGUUUCCUUUCUGCUUCUUAUUCUUCAACGUUAUCUACUGGUCUAUAUAUUUAUGA
Molecule: messenger RNA, 1494 nt
Organism: Budorcas taxicolor (takin)
Lineage: Eukaryota; Metazoa; Chordata; Mammalia; Artiodactyla; Bovidae
Gene: GLRB
Product: glycine receptor beta
Exons: 9
Coding region: 1-1494 (497 amino acids)
Biological process (GO): chloride transmembrane transport; chemical synaptic transmission; regulation of membrane potential
Cellular component (GO): synapse; neuron projection; postsynaptic membrane
Molecular function (GO): transmembrane signaling receptor activity; extracellularly glycine-gated chloride channel activity; neurotransmitter receptor activity
Source: RefSeq, a predicted model, not a curated record